AUGGAACCAUUUUAACUCAAAGCAUGUGAUGUUGGAUGCAGUUCCUAAGUGGAUACAAUUUAAACAAUUAGUGUAGUUGGAACAAUGUCCUACUUAGCCCCAGAAUUGUUUUAUGCUGAAAGUAAUAAACUUAAACAUAACCCUUUUAAAAGCGAUGUUUACUCUCUUGGACUUUGCUUUCUCUAUUUAAUUACAUUAUAAUAGUGGAAUUCAAGGCAAAAGGUUAAUUCUUAAGUUGAAGAAGAAAUAAUAAAGGAUUAUUUAAAACAUGUUAAAAGAAUUACUGCUGACAAUAAUCUUAUUAUUGAUAUCCUCAAAAAGAUGUUAUAAAUUAAUCCUAAUAAUCGACCUGAUUUUAUUGAAUUGAAAUAGAUUUUUUAACAAAUGAAAGAGUCUUAAAAUAAACAAAUUUUUUUAUUUAAAGGUACAACCUUAGAAUCUUUUGAAUCCCCUAAAAAAUUUCUUACAUAGCAAGAUUAUCUUUCUCCAGAUAUUAUAAUUCAUAGAAGUAGAAAUACAGGAUCAAACUUUUAUAAAGAGGAAAAGUAAAAAUCAGCUAGAAAUCUGUCUUCAAAUUUAAGUAACACAAAAAAAUAAAAAUCAUAAAGCAAUUUAUUAACAGAAUAAUUCACAAAAACAUAAAUCUCAAAAUCACCUAAAAACUCCUCAGCUAUAAAGGAACCAUAAUUUCUUUACAAACCUCCAACCCCAAAUUUCAAAAUAAAAUCAUAUUAAGCUCCUGCUUCACCAAAUCAUACUCAAACAAAUUUCUAACAAAAAUAAUUCUCUAAGUUCCAUCAAUCUGUAAUUGAGAAUAAAAAAACUAAUACUGAAACCUUUUCUCAAACUUUACCCAUAAUUCAAACAUUUUUAUAACCAGAGUCAAAACCUUUAAAUGAUUUCCUAUUUUGCAGUUAUGAUGAUUUAACCAAUUCAUAUUAAUUUUAAAACUAUAUUUGCCUUUUUUUAAAUGAAAGGUAAUCACUAUAAAAAAAAUGUUAUUUACCCAAUUGUUGUAAAUUAUUAAGUUUAAAACUAAAUAAUUCAACUCCAGAAUUAUAUUUAUCUACAGUAAAUGACGUAUAAAUUUUAAUUCUAGAAUUAAUUGAUGAUUUUAAUCAAAAAGAUCUUAAUUAUAGAUGGUCUGAAAAUCUUGGUUCUAUGAGUUUUUAAGCGAUAACUUCACUUGAGAUUAUUGUUAAUACUCAAUAAACUUAGGCUAAUAAUAUAAUAUAGUUUUUAAAUAAAAUUUAGCACAUUCCUAAAAUUAAAUUAAUAUUUCAAUCAGAAAUAACUGAAUAAGAUCACAGAACUAUAAUGUGGAAAUUAAGUAGAUAUAAUUGUACCUCAUUUGAAUUUAGAAUACCUAAUAUUAAAUUAAAUUUAACUCAAAUAUCUUAAUUAUGGUAAUUUAAUUAAUCUUUGGAUGAACUCUCUCUAGAUUAUGAGGAUUGUGGAAUUCAUUAAAUUUUUUCAUUCCUUGUUACAUCAUUAAGAACAGUUGUUUUUAAAAAGUUUUCUAUCAAUUUAAAUAAAUUGUAAUCCAAAAAUUCUGAAAUAAGUUUAUUUCUUGAAUAUUUAGGAUCCAAAUAGUUACUUAAAGAAUUAUUUUUACAAAUGGAUCAACUCACAAAUUAUGAUAAAAUGGUUUAAGAAAAAUUGAAGACUAAUAUUUUAAAACUUAAAAAUAUAAGAAAAACUAUAAUUAUCCCUUGUUGGAAAUACCUUAAAUUUUGAGUUCUUUGAAAAAUUAUUUAAUAUAUUCGAAUAACUUAAAUAACUUUAAGUUAUAAUCAUUUAAUUUGAUAGAAUUUUUGAAAAAACAAAACUAAAAGAGCUGAAAAAGAUAUUUCAUCAAUUAAAUCGGUUUGCUCUAUAGUUUUAUGGUACAAAUAGAACUUUAACAAUCAUUUUGCAUAAUAAUGAACUACAGAAAUAAUAAGAUUAUGGAACCACAUAAUGUAAUUAAGGCAAAUAAGUUAAAAUAAGUUAGAUGUAUGAAUGUAUAAAAUGUUCUAAAUCUCAUUAAUUCUUUUUAAAACGUUAAUUUCAAAUAUGUAGCACAUGUGUAACAAAUUGCCAUUCUAAAUGUGACAAUAUUAAUGUAAAAAAUACUGAAGCAAUAACACUUUGCUCAGAUUCAUUGACAUAAAGUCUAUUUAAUCAAAAUUUGAUCAAGAAGAAUCACACCUUCAUUGAAUGAAAUGACACAAAAGAUUUCAGAUGUUAUUGUAAUUUAUUAGGCACUUGCACUCAAGCAAUUAGUAACAAAAAUAGAAAUAAAUAUGAAAUACAGUUUAAGUAUACUAUUCUCUCUAUUUUUAGAUGCUAAACUUGUAACAAAAUAAUUUGUCGAAUGUGUUCUUCUGAUUGCCAUUCAACUCAUAAUAAAGAAAUGUAUAUAAAUAAUUUUAGAUGUGAAUGUGAUUGCGAUAAACAUAUAUGA
This is a messenger RNA of Paramecium sonneborni, 2446 nucleotides long. NCBI's taxonomy places the organism in Eukaryota, Ciliophora, Oligohymenophorea, Peniculida, Parameciidae. The record is from the annotation of a GenBank genome assembly.